This is a messenger RNA of Neurospora hispaniola, 2517 nucleotides long. RefSeq names its product P-loop containing nucleoside triphosphate hydrolase protein. Gene Ontology annotation, cellular component: Smc5-Smc6 complex; site of double-strand break; nucleus. The record is from RefSeq and is a predicted model, not a curated record. NCBI's taxonomy places the organism in Eukaryota, Fungi, Ascomycota, Sordariomycetes, Sordariales, Sordariaceae. The transcript has 5 exons. Gene Ontology annotation, biological process: double-strand break repair via homologous recombination. Bases 1 to 2517 code for a protein of 838 amino acids. Gene Ontology annotation, molecular function: damaged DNA binding; single-stranded DNA binding.
AUGCCAGCGCGAACACUACUCGAAGCUGAGGCCAACGCCGAGUCCUCACGGAAACGUCAACGGCCGGCGCCCACGAGCGAUGACAGCGAGGGAGAAAUUGCCGCGCGCCCCAAUGCCAAUCAGGCUAAAAGAGCUCGUGUAGAUACCGCUCGCCACGCGACUCCAGUCGAUGACGACGACGUUGAUGUCGACGAUGAACGAGGUCAUGCAGGAUCACCGGACUCGCCUCCCAAAACACAAUAUGAGUUGAUGCGUGACAAUAACUUUGAGCAUCUGCAACAUCAGGAUGCCGACGACCAACGAGCCACUCAGAGACUGCGCUUCAAACCUAAUCAGUUGGGAGACAACGCGGUGGCCGAUAAUGGCAUUCUGGAAAGCAUCACGUGCAUCAACUUCAUGUGUCACACUCGACUACACUGUGAACUCGGCCCGCUUCUCAAUUUCAUAGUGGGUGAAAACGGAAGUGGAAAGAGCGCCAUCUUGACCGCUAUCACUCUUUGUCUUGGUGGCAAGGCCAGCUCAACCAACCGCGGAGGAAGUCUCAAGAGUUUCGUCAAGGAGGGCACCGAAAAGGCUGUUCUGAUCGUCAAAAUCAAGAACCAGGGCCAAGAUGCCUAUAGACAUGAGGUUUACGGGGAUUCCAUCAUCGUCGAACGGCACUUUUCCAAAUCCGGCAGCAGCAGCUUCAAGGUCAAAACGGCCACUGGCCAAAUAGUGUCUACCAAGAAGCAGGAAGUCGAGGAGAUCGUCGAAUACUACGCCCUCCAGCUGCUGAAGCCGGAGUGGUCUUUGAUCCUGGAAAAGACGUUUGGAAACGCCCUUAAUGCAUUCAUCGUCCAGAGUAUGGCCGAACAGAAAUUGCUUCAGGGCUUGAUGAACAAGCUCAACAUCCGCCAGUGUCCGGUUUUUAUCGGCAAUCGACAUCCCCUAAACACAGAUGGCAAAGAGCCUGAUCCUUCCUUUGACACCAUUCUCCGUGUGUUGAAGAUCGACAACAUGAUGGUGCGCGAUCAGUUGAUCAUCAACCACAUGAUUGAGCAGGUCAUACUGAUACCACAGCGUACUAAAGCUGAGGACAUCAUGUUCAGCGGAGCACGACCUCGAAACGUCAAGGCUUGUCUAAGUUUCCAUGAUAAAAAGAGAGACGAAGGUCUUCGACUGGUUGUCAACAACAGCGGAGGAAUGUCGACUUCUCCUGUGCCGCCCCUCCGUAACCAGCGCCCACGGAUGAAGGCGGAUGUCGGCUCGCGGCUUGCUUAUCAAAAGGAGACCCUGCGGCAGCUGGAGCUAGAGUAUAGCGUACUUGAUCGUGAACAUCGUCAACUGCAGCAAGAGGUCCAGAAGUUCACUAGCGACCUCACCAAGCUUCAGAGAGACAAGAAAACCUUUGACAGCGAAUUACGGCAUGCUAGGGUUCAAGUCGAGCAAGUGCAGUAUCAACUUGAUGAGUAUGAAGGCGGUGAUUCUCGCCUUACAGGCUUGAAGGCUGAAUUGGCUGUUGCCAAGGAAAAAGAGGAGGCUUGCGGGCUUCAGUACGGCAACCUUCGGAUAAGGAAGGAUAAGAAGAACCAGGCAUCCUCAGAAGCCCAGGCUCAGCUCACGGAAAUUAGGAAGGAAUCGGAGAAAUAUGAAAGGGAGGUGAAAAAAUUGCAGGAGAAGAAGGCCAGGCUGGAAGAUGUUCGGAAGAUUAAUCUCACCGAGGUCAAUGAAGCUCAUGCCUCUUUCGAGAUAUUCAAGGGGGACAAGGAGGAAGCCGAGAAGGAACGUGAAAAAGGUGCCGAAGAAGUCGCCACUUUUACAAAACAGAUCAUUGAAGCAUUAGGGAGUGAAGAACGAGCCCAUGUCAACCCAACCGACAAGUACGAGGAGCUGGAAAAGCAGUAUCAGAGCAUUCAGAAUCAACUCGAGAAAGAGCGACGGAAGAGGGGCAUGACCGACGAGGAAGUUUAUGCGAACCUCACGAGGGCGAAGGAGACGUACGAUGAUGCCAAGAGAUCUCUUGAAGGCAUCAAGACGGUCAACUCUCGUCUCCGUCGGACGCUGACCAUUCGCCUCGAGAAGUGGCGCAAGUUUCAGCGGUACAUCUCAUCACAGAGCCGAGCGAACUUCAUCUAUCUUCUCAGCGAGCGUGGCUUCAGAGGCAAGUUGCUGCUGGACCACGAGCGGAAGGCUCUGGACCUAGUCGUCGAGCCUGACAAGACCGAGAAGAGGGCAGCGGGGAGAAACACAAAGACACUAUCUGGCGGCGAAAAGUCUUUUUCAUCAAUCUGUCUGCUGCUGAGUAUCUGGGAGGCCAUGGGAAGCCCGCUCAGAUGCUUGGAUGAGUUCGACGUGUUCAUGGACAAUGUCAACCGUGCAAUCAGCACGAACAUGCUGAUUACUGCUGCUCGUCGGUCCGUAAAUCGGCAGUACAUAUUCAUCACACCGAAUGCCAUCGAGGGGCGGAACACUCUUGACAAGGACGUCAAGAUUAUUCGACUGACGGAUCCUCGGCAGAGGACGUUGGCCGACCACUGA